Molecule: messenger RNA, 4122 nt
Organism: Strongylocentrotus purpuratus (purple sea urchin)
Lineage: Eukaryota; Metazoa; Echinodermata; Echinoidea; Camarodonta; Strongylocentrotidae
Exons: 18
Coding region: 15-3233 (1072 amino acids)
Cellular component (GO): membrane
Molecular function (GO): G protein-coupled receptor activity
Source: RefSeq, a predicted model, not a curated record
AAAAUGUAGACCAGAUGGUUUCACCAAGUCUUUUCGAAAACUCUUUCACUUUUAAAGGCACAUCUGACAUACUAUCUGCAACAUUCGUUUAUAGUCACACCGAAUCAGUCGGAGAUAUUUCUAAGAAGUCAUCUCGAUUGAUCAACAGCUUUCCUGCUGAACGUUCUAAAACACCAACUGAUUCACAAGCAAUUCUACCCGUGUCUGAGUCAGGUUCAUUAGUGACAAUCGCACCCUCCAGCACAGUUCUUAAACAUUAUAGUAUGGAGACAGAUUCCAGUGAUACACAGUCGGGCUCAGAAAUCAAACGAACCGUCCAGUACACCUCGGGGUCAAUGGUCUCUCCUGUAACUAGUCAGAUUCCUUCAACGGGAGAAGGCUUGAUUUCAGUCCAUUCGAGCGUCAACCCAAUCGACAUUUCAACCUAUUCCAAUGCUGCCAAGGGGCAAGAAACAUUGUCUCCCAAAGAUGCACUGAACACAAACACCCUUAAAUUCUCUGAACUAAAGACAACUGGAAUCAAAAGCACUGUUCCCUUGACCACUUCUAACGCCCCCACACUGUCCACUAAGCUAGCCCUUGCGACCACACCUCAAAGCACAUACACUGUCCAUUGCGAUCCCCACGGUCCUGGUGAGGCACUGACACCAAACUGCACAACACCAGUCACACAAGAAACGCCUGUAGAGGGAUCCUUCAACGACACACAUGUACUGGAUGAGGUGUGUAUGGCAGAGAUAUACGCAGGACAGAGAUGGGAGCAAACACCCGUAGGUCAUACAGCAGUUACACAAUGUCUUCAAAAUCCGUACGAGAUAAUAACACGACUGUGUUUAUCAUCUCGUCUAUGGGCUGAACCAGACAUUGAAGCGUGCUCCAUACCUCCCAUUGGACAGCAACUUGAUGACCUUUUCCUGCAAGCAGUCGAUGCCCUUCUUCUCAAGGAAAACGUCGAGAAAUGGAGUCAUAUAGCAGGAGCUGGGGAAGAGGUGGUAAAGCUAAUCGAAGCCGUAGAUACAUUUGCAGCUAGGACCUCAGGCAAUGAAUGCCAUCUCAGUCUGAAUCCUACAAGCAGUAUCAAGACAUUCGAAGGGGUCUACCAAAACAUAGUUUUCCUGAAGAUGCAGUUCAAGACGGAGUCAUAUGAAGGUGGCAUAUACUCUGGAGGAGAUGCAGAAAUAGUUGUCAACUCUAACUUCUAUACCUCCAAUGGCAUGCUCAAUGACACAGUGACGUCAGUAAUAGCUUUUUACCCGACCAUUGCUUCUUUGGUAGAAAGGAUAAGAACAGGAUCAGAUCAAAGCGUAUCACAGGUAUACCCAACAAUAGUUACAGCAUCAACCAUCCAUCAGACGACAAGCGACCAUAACAUCCAGUUCACAUCACCAUUCUGCAUGUCUUUUACAAGUGUACUCCAGGACCAGAGCACAAGCUGGCAAUGUGCAUUCAUCACGAGAUCAACGACGGUCUCUCCCCUCCUACCAAUCGGUGUAACCCUGGCAUUCUGGAUUGAUGACUUCGGUGGAGCGAAUGGUCACUGUUGGUUGCAUGAAAACGCACAAAUAUCAGCUAUUGUUGCUACUGCCCUGGUUGCUAUGACGAACAUCUGUUUAUUGAUUGGAUUACAUCCCCACCUUAGAAGAUCUAGAAAAACAUUUCCAAGGGGAUAUUUAAGGACGAAACCUUACAGAAAGGGAAUAAGAUCUGAGAUUCAGUGUAACAUGUUGUGUCUGGUAGUCUUGACCCUAUGCUGGACAUGUGGUCUACUCUUCCUGACCAGGACUACGUCAUCCAUCUUACGAUACAUCUUUAGUGCUUUGGCUAUCACACAGAGUUUGGGAUUCGUCGUAGCUCAUAACUUCGUCUGUUCUCCGAUGAAGACUGCGCUCAAACAUGCGUCGAGAGAAAGCUGGAGGCAGCACAUAGCAGCAUCAGUCCCGACCUCUACGUCUGUUUCUCAGAUUCGACCGGAGAGGGAUAUUGGUAUGAAGCAUCAUGAUGAUCAGACCAGAAGGGAGCAUGGCAGCAAGGGAGAAGAUGCCAUGAGCCGUGUCAAGUCAGAAGUGACUACCAGUGCUAGCUCUGCUUUCAGGUGGCGCAUUGAACACUGGAGAAGACGAACGAACGUGAGCAAUACAGACCAGAGUCGAAGAACCAUGUCUACUUCCAUCGGCACCGACUCGAGACGCCUCGGCAGCAGCUCGACUCAACAGCGGGACCGAAGGGACACCUUGUCCAUCCCCAUUGAGGAAAAUGACCUUGACCUUGAACUCACAAGGUCAUUGUCAAAGGCAACCUCAAGGUCAGGGCAUGUGGGGUAUCAUAUGGGAAGUGUUUGCGGGACGGAGAGAAGUUCCAGGACUGGUAACAUAGUCCUGGAGCACAUGAGACUAGAACCCCUGAAGCGAGUCUCUUUGGUCGGCAACGAGACCCUGAGAGAAGACCAACAUAGAAGAUCUCUGGAUUACCGGCGAAGCUCCAGGAAGAUGUCCUCUACAGAUCGGCCAUCCCUCUACGACGGUACGAUGGACAGCUGGUCUCAGACAGGAAGAUACCAUGGUCCGAACAUCAAUACAAGGAAACAUUCCUCGUUUGGUGUAACCUCACAAAGGAACACAGCAUUGAAUGAUAGCAUGUGUGACCCUUCAUCAAAUCAUAAGAGGAGAUAUAAGAAAAAGUCUGGCAGAAAUACUUCGCGACCACCUAGCCUUUCAUCUGAACAACAGGCUCCACGUAAGGAUGCAGCAAGACAGGAGACUUCGAGAGAACAAUACAGCGCUUCUAGGAACUAUGAACAUCAACUCUGUCCCUGUCCAGAACAAGAGUCAAAGGAAUUAUCUAUGACCUAUCAUCAGCCUAGAGUGGACAGACACAUAGAUGUCUCAGGAGGACCGUCCAAUAUCACCGCCCCAACAAUCUACGGACAACUAUCCCAUCCUUACCCUGGAAGAGAUAUACAGGGGUCAUCUAAGGCAUAUGACCUUCGAGGAAGAGGACACCUAGAUCCUAUAAGGAUCAAGACAACUGAACAAAGUGGUGUCAGUCAAAGAGAGGAAUCAAUGGGUCCGUCGUACAAAGGACGUGAAAGGCAUAUGUAUGAUGAUUUACCAGGGUCAGAAAAUAAACCAAGAGGAGAAGUACCAGCAGGAAGCGAUGAGAGAAGAGCCAGGACAAGACCCAGAAGAAAAAGGAAGAAGAAAUCCCAUCCGUCACAAGGGAGUGGUAAAACCUAAGUCUUUGACGUGUUUUUAGUCUUCGGGAUUCGAUGAGAUUGUUGUAUUUUCUUAUUUUCUUAGAACAACAAAAUGAUGUCAGAAGGCCUGUAUUUGCAAUAACUUAUUGAAAUUGUGUUAAACUAUUGAACUUUUUAAGUGUUGUAUAAUAUGCCUUGUGCAACAGUUGAUUCUGCUAUAAUGGUUCACAUAUAUUAAUUAAUAAAACUAUUGGAUAGAACCUUUCAACAAAGUCUGAAUAUUCUUCAAAGAUACAAUUGUAUUACUUUGAAAUUGUACAUCACAUGUAUUUUGGGGGUUGUGACACAUGUCAUUAUGGUCAUAGAGAGAAGGGCUUUCCGAAUAUUAGAAGUGAAUCUACUCACAUUUGUAAAUGUAAUUUAUAUAUCUGCUAAUGUACAUGUUGUUAUAUAUUUUAUGAUAUUUGUGACAUUCAUAAAGGAGAACUAAUCUUUGAUAGAUUAUCAGACUUUUAUUCACUUUUAGUUUCAAACAUUAUUUCAGUUCUCAAAGUUUUUCCAGUUAUUCUUUCUCAGAUUCAAUCAAAGUAUAUGUUAUUUUUAACGGUCGUUACGGAAUAAUGAAUACUAAUUUUUUUUUUAGCUGAUUGAUCUUAUAAUUAUUCACAUUGGAUUCUUGGUCACUGAACAACAUGCUUUUAUAUAGUAUACAAAGAGACUGCCAAAUGCAGUUUGCAAAAUGUAGAUACUUUAGAUAAAAUCUAAGUCAAUCAAAUACAAUAAUGCGAACCAAAACCAUCAACCAAUCAUUCAAUCAAUCAAGCCAAAAAGGAAAUAAAAACAUCAAUACACUUACCAGCAACCAAGCUUUAACCACUCUAUCACUAAAUCAACUGAUCAAUGAAUAAACCAAUCAAUCAAUUAUCCAA